Molecule: messenger RNA, 1537 nt
Organism: Bombina bombina (fire-bellied toad)
Lineage: Eukaryota; Metazoa; Chordata; Amphibia; Anura; Bombinatoridae
Gene: ANP32B
Product: acidic nuclear phosphoprotein 32 family member B
Exons: 7
Coding region: 269-1081 (270 amino acids)
Biological process (GO): regulation of apoptotic process
Cellular component (GO): nucleus
Molecular function (GO): histone binding
Source: RefSeq, a predicted model, not a curated record
UUUUUCCCUCCAUGGUUUCUCCUCCUUGCUCUUGUGAGUAACUUGGCGUUUGCUCUCAGCAGCUUCUACACGUUUCCUAUAUACAGAGAGCCCAGAUUCUCUCCCUCCAUUAACGACACCUAAGGUUGCACUUUUGCUAGCAGGGCACUGUGCAGUAUCACACUCUCAUCCAAACUUUUAUUUCUAAGCUAGAUCACCGUGGGGGGCAGAAUAUAUAGCAUAUACUAACAGAGUUCAGGUGGAAACAAGACUAACACAAAACAAGAAGAUGGAAAUGAAAAAAAGAAUUCAUCUGGAACUGAGAAACAGGACGCCGUCUGAUGUACGAGAGUUGGUUCUGGACAACUGCAGAGCGCAAGAUGGCAAAAUUGAGGGUCUUACUGCAGAGUUUGUCAAUCUAGAAUUACUCAGCCUAAUAAAUGUAUUAUUGAUGUCCGUCUCAAAUCUUCCCAAGCUUCCCAAGUUGAAAAAGCUUGAGCUGAGCGACAACAGAAUUUCUGGAGGUCUGGAUGUACUAGCAGAAAAAUUGCCCAACCUCACACAUUUAAAUCUCAGUGGAAAUAAAUUGAAAGACAUUAGCACCUUGGAACCCCUGAAAAAGUUAGAGUUUUUGAAGAGCCUGGACCUGUUCAACUGUGAAGUAACAAAUCUAAAUGACUACAGAGAGAGCGUAUUUAAGCUAAUUCCGCAGCUCACUUACUUGGAUGGAUAUGAUCGUGAAGAUAAAGAGGCCCCAGACUCUGAUGCAGAGGCUGAUGGUGAUGGUGUAGACGAGGAAGAAGAGGAGAAUGAAGAACAAGAAGAGUUGGAGGAAGAUGAAGAUGAGGAAGGUGAAGAGGAAGAUGAAUUAGAUGAGGAAGAAGACGAGGAGGAAGAUGAUGAGGAGGUAGGGGAGGAAGAUGAUGUAGAGGAAGAUAGCGGUGAAGAAGAGGAAGAAGACUUUGGACAUGAUGGGGAAGUAGAGGAAGAGGAGGAGGAUGAAGAGGAGGAGGAAGAUGAAGAAGAAGAGGAAGCAUCAGCUGGAAAGGGUGAGAAAAGAAAGCGAGAUACAGAUGAUGAUGGUGAUGAAGAGGAUGAUUAAGAUGACAUUAGGGAAAAAAUAAUGAAUAAGGACCUUAAUGGAUUAUACAGUAUUGAUUGAACUGGCCCUACCCAUGGAUAUGAAUGAUAAACUGAUUUGUGCAACAGUCGUAGCAGUUAUAUAAAAAAAAGUCCCCAUUCCUGAGCACCCAAAGAGCCAAAGAGUUGUUACUGUGACAUUCCUACAGCCAAUAACACCUACUGGACACUUACAAGAUGGUUUAUAAUUAAUUUUCAAAAAAAGGCAAAAAAAAAAAAUAUAUAAAUCUUUUCGGCUAGACAGAGUGGGUCAAUGCUUUUACUAUUAUGUUGGGGUUCUUAAGGGUUCCAAGUUAGAACACUGAGGGUGUGAUUGGUGAGUCAUGAUUGUCAAUGGCUACCUGUUUAUUAGCGGUUGAAGCACCAUUUUUACUUUCUGUACAACGGGAAAAACUUUGUAAAUAAAAUCUUAACAUUU